GCUGCAAUUCUAUUCUGUAUAUGACCAUUUCACCUCUACAGAUAAGACCAAUACGGCAAUACCUUUCUAACCCUUCUCAAUCUAGAGCCCUUACAGCCAAUCCUCCCUCUCCCUCUCUCUCUCUGGCUGUUGGGUGCUCUCAUCUCAGUUUUGUCUGGAUGGAAGCGGCGGCUGUUCUUCAAUCUUCUUAUGGUUUUUGUAAACCUUCCAGUUUUGUGGUUAGAUCGGGUCAUGUAGCAGCGAGUGUUCCUGAUGUAGUGAGUUUAAAUACCAAGUUUCGUUUUCCGAACAGAUUGAUUAAGCAUUCUCCUUCUAUUGCUCUUCCCAAUCAAGGCCGCAAGAAAUCAACUUUUGUACGUAGAAAAAGCAUUCUUGUAAUGGCUUCAUCUUCAUCUUACGAAUCAGCAGAAGAAGCAACUCCAAUCGCUCCUCUUGAAUUGGAGUCUCCGGUUGGGCAGUUCUUGUCUCAGAUCUUGAAAAGUCAUCCUCAUCUGGUCCCAGCUGCUGUCGACCAGCAGCUUAAACAACUUGAAACUGACCGUGAGGCUGAGAAACAUAAAGAAGAGCCUUCUAUUUCUGGCACUGAUCUUGUUUUGUACAGGAGAAUAGCUGAAGUCAAGGCCAAUGAGAGGACAAAGGCUUUAGAAGAGAUUCUGUAUGCACUAGUUGUUCAGAAAUUCAUGGAUGCAAAUUUAUCUUUGAUACCCGCAAUAUCCUCACCGUCUUCAUCCAACCCUUCUGAUCGAGUAUACUCAUGGCCGAGUCAAGAGGAGAAGCUUGCGCAGCUGCACUCACCAGAAGCCUAUGAAAUGAUCAAAAACCACCUGACUCUCAUCUUAGGGAAUCGAGUUGCAGACCCGAAAACUACUGCACAGAUGAGCAAAAUCAGGGUUGGGCAAGUCUAUGCUGCAUCAGUAAUGUAUGGUUAUUUCCUCAAGCGAGUUGAUCAGCGGUUCCAGCUUGAGAAGACAAUGAAGAUCCUCCCCGAUGGACUAAAUGAAGAAAGGAGUUAUAAUGGGCAUGCCAUGGCAGAGGAUAAGGGACCCAGUGGUAUUGAGGUGUCUCCAGAUUCAAAACAUGCUGAGCAAGAGGUUUCAUAUGGUAAAUUCAGUCCUGGGGGAUUUGGGCAUGGGAUUAAGCAGUCAAGACUAAGGACCUAUGUGAUGUCAUUCGAUGCUGAGACUUUGCAAAGAUAUGCAACAAUUAGAUCCAAGGAAGCUAUUAGUAUCAUUGAGAAGCAUACAGAAGCAUUGUUUGGGAGGCCUGAGAUUGUGAUCACACCUCAGGGUACUGCUGAUUCUACCAAGGAUGAACUCGUCAGAAUAAGCUUUGGUGGGUUGAAGAGGCUUGUUUUGGAGGCUCUGACUUUUGGGGCUUUCCUCUGGGAUGUUGAGAGUUAUGUUGAUUCUAGUACAUAGUUGUCAUGGUGCCUAGGUAAGCCAAGGCCAUCAAGGGGGCGCAAAAAUUUAAGGCAAAGCGAGACAAACUGCCUGGAUGCCUAGAAGACGCCUUGACAGCUAUGGUGUAGCAGAUUUAUAUCCAACUGAGAUCCAUAUUCGCCAAUGGGGUGGCUAGCCCUUGCCUCAUCACUGCUCGUGUCGGCUGGUUGGGUUCGAGUUGGCAUGGUCUACUAUUGUUAGUUGGUCUUGUCGAAGUAUUGCUUCCCAUACGGGGACUUUGUCCUGGGGGCUAUGAUCACUACCAUGAAGCACCAUUUUUCCUUUACCAAAAGAUGGCAACAAUGACAAGUAAACAGACCUUUAAUCCAAGUUCAGUAGAUUUCAUUACAGCAUCUAGUACCAGUUAUGUCCUAAUCUCAGCAUAUCCGUAUUACAGCAUCCAGUACCAGUUAUGUCUUUCUACUAAUCUCAGCACAUCCUUAUCUGUUGUGCACCCUGAGCUUCUAAUGCUGUCAACUAGUCUUGCAGACUGAACUAUUAAAGCCUCUUGAGGAAUUUCCAAAAGCACUUGAAACUGGGUUGGUUUCACAUUCCAACCCAACUGCAUUUUACUGUAUAUUUUGCUUCAGAUGUGAUAAAUGUUCUCUUGGUAAGGUA
Messenger RNA from Macadamia integrifolia, 2057 nucleotides. Its product is annotated as UV-B-induced protein At3g17800, chloroplastic-like. Bases 21 to 1418 code for a protein of 465 amino acids. The transcript has 5 exons. Lineage: Eukaryota; Viridiplantae; Streptophyta; Magnoliopsida; Proteales; Proteaceae. The record is from RefSeq and is a predicted model, not a curated record.